Capsicum annuum is the source of this 2166-nucleotide messenger RNA. Its product is annotated as regulatory protein NPR1. Gene Ontology annotation, biological process: regulation of salicylic acid mediated signaling pathway; regulation of jasmonic acid mediated signaling pathway; defense response to bacterium. Gene Ontology annotation, molecular function: protein binding. The record is from RefSeq and is marked provisional. Gene Ontology annotation, cellular component: nucleus; cytoplasm. NCBI's taxonomy places the organism in Eukaryota, Viridiplantae, Streptophyta, Magnoliopsida, Solanales, Solanaceae.
AAAAAAUGGCAAACUUUCUCUCUUUUGUUUUACUACAUCUGUAUCUCCAUCUCCAUGGUUAUCUCCUCUUCUUUUCCCUUCUUCUCUGCCCCCUUUCCUCCCCCAUCUUUCUCAAUUCCUAACUAGCUAGCCCUUGUUCAAUUUCUUUGGAUAUUCUUUUACUCCCAAACUUCAGUGGCUCUUUCUUUCCAAUGAUCCCUCUCUUUCCCCUUUCUCCCAUAAACAUACACAGCUCUAUUUUAACAAAGGACUUAUGUAAAUCUUGCAGUAAUGGAUAGUAGGACUGCUUUUUCGGAUUCUAAUGAUAUCAGUGGAAGCAGUAGUAUAUGCUGCAUCGGCGGCAUGACUGAAUCUUUCUCGCCGGAAACUUCUCCGGCUGAAAUCACUUCCCUGAAACGUCUCUCAGAAAUACUAGAAUCUAUAUUCGAUUCUUCUUCACCGGACUUCGACUUCUUCGCCGACGCCAAGCUUGUGGUUCCCAUCGGUAAGGAAAUUCCGGUGCACCGGUGUAUUUUGUCGGCGAGGAGUCCUUUCUUUAAGAAUGUAUUCUGCGGGAAAGAAAGGAAGACGAAGCUGGAACUGAAGGAGCUGAUGAAAGAGUAUGAGGUGAGUUAUGAUGCUCUGGUGAAUGUGUUGGCCUAUUUGUACAGUGGAAAAGUUAGGCCUUCACCUAAAGAUGUGUGUGUUUGUGUGGACAAUGAGUGCUUUCAUGUAGCUUGUAGGCCAGCAGUGGCUUUCUUGGUUCAGGUUUUGUACGCAUCCUUUACCUUCCAGAUCUCUGAAUUGGUCGACAAGUUUCAGAGACACCUGUUGGAUAUUCUUAACAAAGCUGCAGCAGACGAUGUAAUGAUGGUUUUAUCUGUUGCAAACAUUUGUGGUAAAGCAUGUGAGAGAUUGCUUUCAAGCUGCAUUGAGAUUAUUGUCAAGUCUAAUGUUGAUAUUAUAACCCUUGAUAAGGCUUUGCCUAAUGACAUCGUAAAACAAAUUACUGAUUCACGCACUGAACUUGAUCUACAAGGGCCUGUAAACCAUGGUUUUCCUGAUAAACAUGUUAAGAGGAUACAUAGGGCAUUAGACUCUGAUGAUGUUGAAUUACUAAGGAUGUUGCUUAAAGAGGGGCAUACUACUCUAGAUGAUGCGUAUGCUCUCCACUAUGCUGUAGCAUAUUGCGAUGCAAAGACUACAUCAGAACUUUUAGAUCUUGCACUUGCUGAUGUUAAUCACCAAAAUCCUAGAGGAUACACGGUGCUUCAUGUUGCUGCCAUGAGAAAAGAGCCUAAAAUUAUAGUGUCCCUUUUAACCAAAGGAGCUAGACCUUCUGACCUGACAUCCGAUGGCAGAAAAGCACUUCAAAUUGCAAAGAGGCGCACUAGGCUUGUGGAUUUUAUUAAGUCUACAGAGGAAGGAAAAUCUGCUCCAAAGGAUCGGUUAUGCAUUGAGAUUCUAGAGCAAGCAGAAAGAAGAGAUCCACUACUUGGAGAAGCUUCAGUAUCUCUUGCUAUGGCAGGCGAUGAUUUGCGUAUGAAGCUGUUAUACCUUGAAAAUAGAGUUGGUCUGGCUAAACUCCUUUUCCCCAUGGAAGCAAAAGUUGCAAUGGACAUUGCUCAAGUUGAUGGCACAUCUGAGUUCCCCCUGGCUAGCAUCAGGAAGAAGAUGGCUGAUGCACAGAGGACAACAGUGGAUUUGAACGAAGCUCCUUUCAAGAUGAAAGAGGAGCACUUGAAUCGGCUUAUGGCGCUGUCUAGAACUGUGGAACUUGGAAAACGCUUCUUUCCACGUUGUUCAGAAGUUCUAAAUAAGAUCAUGGAUGCUGAUGACUUGUCUGAGAUAGCUUACAUGGGGAAUGAUACGCCAGAAGAGCGUCAACUGAAGAAGCAAAGGUACAUGGAACUUCAGGAAAUUCUGACCAAAGCGUUCACCGAGGAUAAAGAAGAAUUUGCUAAGACUAACGUCUCCUCAUCUUGUUCCUCUACAUCUAAGGGAGUAGAUAAGCCCAAUAAGCUUCCCUUUAGGAAAUAGAUUUGUAAUAGGAGAUAUGAAGCGGAAGAAAAUUUUCUUGUAACAUAGGACUCUUUCCUUUCAACAUUUGUUGUGUCAUACAUAUAACACCUGUUCCAUAAACUUGUAUUGUUCCAAUUACGACUUUGAAAGAAGAGAAUUUUACUU